AGGACUACACGAGCACACUGAACCUCUGGCUGUGCUACUAUAUGGUGCGAUCCACCCGAAUGAAGCUCGAGGGACACCGUUUGGGAACCCCCGCCCUAACGUGUACGUGCACGGGUCUACAACCUCAAUGACGGGCCUGCGAAGAAAACGGAGUUGUCGCGAACCCAUCCUGCCAUUUCAGCUGACCGCCACCAGGGGGAGUGAGAAGGAUGGCUACUGCUCGGGCUUCUCUGUCUCCUGCAGGCCCUUUAAGAAGCAAACCAGGAAGCGAGAGACAGAGAAAGGUUCUCGCCGCCUUCGCCUCUUGCAUGGUCCCAGAGAGGGGAAGUUUCGGUUUGCAAGCCUUGCGGUGCAUGGGGUGGCCGGCGGGAUGGCCGGGGCCGGCUGGGCACCCCCGCAGCUGGAAGAUUUCAUCCUGACCGAGAGGCUGGGCAGUGGCACUUACGCCACUGUCUUCAAAGCCUACAGGAAGAAGAACGUCCGGGAGGUGGUUGCCAUCAAGUGCGUGAGCAAGAAGACCCUGAACAAGGCGUCCGUGGAAAACCUGUUGACGGAAAUUAAGAUCCUCAAGACCAUCCACCACCCUCACAUUGUGGAGCUGAAAUACUUCCAGUGGGACAAGGACUACAUCUACCUGAUCAUGGAAUUUUGCGCUGGGGGCGACCUCUCUCGCUUCAUCCAUGCACGGAGGAUACUUCCAGAGAAGGUGGCUCGCAUUUUCCUGCAGCAACUGGGUGAGGAGUAG
Rhineura floridana is the source of this 745-nucleotide messenger RNA. RefSeq names its product unc-51 like kinase 3 (gene ULK3). Gene Ontology annotation, biological process: autophagosome organization; autophagy; peptidyl-serine phosphorylation. The coding region runs from base 128 to 745 and encodes 205 amino acids. The record is from RefSeq and is a predicted model, not a curated record. The transcript is spliced from 4 exons. Lineage: Eukaryota; Metazoa; Chordata; Lepidosauria; Squamata; Rhineuridae. Gene Ontology annotation, cellular component: autophagosome; cytoplasm. Gene Ontology annotation, molecular function: ATP binding; protein serine/threonine kinase activity.